AUGGCUUGCAAAAGACGUUCCAAAAAACGAUCUUAUAGCGCGGAAUCCGAGGAAGAGUCCCUGGCGGCAUCUUUUCUGGCUCCUGCAAACCGGCGGAGUGCUCCCGCAAAGAACACAAUACCCAAACGUUUAGCGCCGAGAUCUGGAAACCAAUUCCGAGUUGGACCGCCGUUCAAAUGUUCCGAGUUGGCAACCAUACUAUGCGCCUCAACAGGAAAAGUUGUCAAGCCGAUAUUAAAUGCCCGUCUCGACAGAGGUUUCGACUUACAACAAGAAAGAUGGAUUGGGUAUAAGAGGAAUUAUUUCACCCUUGUCUCUUCGUUCAAUGUAGUAGGUGUUGAAAAUCCAUUGGAGGGAACAUUUAUUUUAGUUGAACCAGAUACAACUAUGGCGAGGAAUAUUAGGUACUUCCGAAUUGAGCUCAGCAGCGAGACUGAUGAGGCCAUCCCUCGCCAGAUAAGUCUCGUGCAACAUACAGCCAAAAGGGACAAUGGUCCACAGAGUAGUCCAUCCGUUUACAAUAUCAUUCCCGGCGAUUUGCCAAGCCAUGAUACUGUCCGUGAGAUCGCAAACGUCAGAAACCUCACCAAGGUAGCUCAGAGCAAUCUUCUAUUCUUUGUUUCGGAUGAAGAACGUCAAGAGUACCUCGAUUUUUAUGAGACAGGUUUGUUGACUCAAUACCCAGCAAAUGAACCGGUCUCUAGAGCUGUGCGCUACGAUCGAAUUCAAUUCCAAUACUCGGCUAUCGAGGCAGGACAAAAAGGGACAAAAGUCGAAAGAGGCUUUAUACUCAAGCUAUCACUAUUUGCUGUUCUCAACGAUGGUUCAGCGGUAGAAAUUUGCAAAGCUACUUCUCCCUCUCUCUUGAUUCGAGGAAGAUCACCAUCUUCGUACGCAUGCCAGGGUAAUCCGGCGAACUGUGGCACAAUUUUGUCUCAAAAUGGAGUUAGAGUUGAUGACGAACAAAAAUCUGAUUUAUCUCAUGUACAAGCUGGAACUCAUUAUCAGAAGCGCCAACUGCGACCUCAAAAGAGAACGCCGUUAAAAAACCUCAACAGCAACAAACCAUUCCGCAAAUCAUCAAAAACAGAGAAGUUUGGAUCAAGCCCGGGAUCAAUUUGCUCACCAGGAAUUGUGGAAACCUCCUUCAACAAAACACAAAAUGAAUGCAUUGUGAGGAUCAAGAUAAUUCCUGGCGCGGAAAGAAAGCAACUCCGACCAGAAUACGAGAUGAGAAGAAGUAUUCUACCUCAAAUUUCUCACCUCAAGCCCUCCAACUUUUGCAAAAAUUCUAACGCCGAAGCAUCUGGGAAUGAAUCUAGCUCUAUUGACAUAAAAGAUUUGGCGGCCUCUGUUGAACAGUAUAAGCAAGAGAGGGUAGGUAGCUGUGCUUUGACUCCAGUUGAUUUAUUUCCCAGACAGAUUUCCUUUUCAUCCUCAAUAGAUCUUCUUGGAAGAUCAUUCACGGCAGAUGGCAACAGAAUAAGAGCAACUUCAAAAGAUCUAUUGUUCUUGUCAUCAUAUCCUGUGAGUCAGAAUUCAAAUGCCACAUCAUUUGAGAGGUUGGAUAAGGCGAUGAAAGCAUACGAGACAGCUAAAAUUGAACUCGAGGCACUCACCCUGACUCAGACUAAAGAAUGUUUUUUGAAAGAGAACGAAAGUUUACUUGAACUGGUGGUUCCAUUCUCGCUGUAUUUACCUGUGCAAGGGUCUACUUCGACCCCAAUACAAUCAAGAGGCGUAGAUGGAGCAUCCAAUAAUACCAAAACAGAAUCCAAGUUUGAUCAAUGUGAGCACGGGAAAAGAAAGAAGAGCAGGAGUAGGGAUGAGUAUGCUUUUGAUCUGUGGGAUUAUGAGAAUGCCGAUGAUUCCAGCUACCUAUUAUUGCUUGCAAAUUUGACGAAGUAUCUGGCUUUAAUAAGGUAA
Australozyma saopauloensis is the source of this 1926-nucleotide messenger RNA. RefSeq lists its product as uncharacterized. The coding region runs from base 1 to 1926 and encodes 641 amino acids. Lineage: Eukaryota; Fungi; Ascomycota; Pichiomycetes; Serinales; Metschnikowiaceae. The record is from RefSeq and is a predicted model, not a curated record. Gene Ontology annotation, molecular function: DNA binding; DNA-binding transcription factor activity. Gene Ontology annotation, cellular component: nuclear chromosome. The transcript has a single exon. Gene Ontology annotation, biological process: meiotic cell cycle; positive regulation of transcription by RNA polymerase II.